Oryzias melastigma (Indian medaka) is the source of this 2333-nucleotide messenger RNA. It is a transcript of the gene ptpdc1b, whose product is annotated as protein tyrosine phosphatase domain containing 1b. Lineage: Eukaryota; Metazoa; Chordata; Actinopteri; Beloniformes; Adrianichthyidae. Gene Ontology annotation, biological process: cilium assembly; protein dephosphorylation. Gene Ontology annotation, molecular function: protein tyrosine/serine/threonine phosphatase activity. The transcript is spliced from 11 exons. The record is from RefSeq and is a predicted model, not a curated record. The coding region runs from base 326 to 2284 and encodes 652 amino acids.
CAUAUGAGCAGCUGCAAACUUAACAGAAACCCGGUUGAAACAAAACAUUCCGAAUCAAGCCGUUGAACUUCCUGGGUACUCCAUCAGCCGGGCAGACUGCACAUCAGACUCUGAUGGCCUUUGAGGAAGGAGUAAGGAUUCAUGCUCCUUUACCUCGUUCCAGGAAGAUAACCGGACACACGUCGCAGCAGGAAGGCCGAAGGGAUUGAUUCUCCUCAAAGGAAAAAGAGAAAUACUUUCAACUGGAGCUUUUCACCACACGGAAGUGGUCAGCUACUCAUUUAUGGUACCAGAGUCUCUGAUAUGACGCUCAGUCUGAGUCCAUAUGGCAUUUCAUGUAAAGAUAGGAGGUGGAACUCUGAUGGAAUACAUAAAAGCUCCCAGAGCAAAAUACACGAUUGUAGGAGAAGCUAUACGAUACGUCAUCCCUGGACACAUGCAGUGCUCAAUGGGGUGUGGAGGUGAAGACUGCAAAUACGAUAACCCUGCUUACUGGAGAGAAGACCAACAGGCCAUAAAAGGCCUCUACUCCUCCUGGAUCACGGAGCAUCUUCUUGCCAUGUCCAGACCGUCAACGGAAAUUAUUGAAAAGUAUGACAUCAUUGAUCAGUUCAAAAGGAGUGGCAUCAAAUCAAUCAUCAACCUACAGAUGGCAGGAGAGCAUGCGAGCUGUGGAAAGCCUCUAGAGCCAGAUAGCGGGUUUUCAUAUCGUCCAGAAGUCUUUAUGGAAAACAACAUCUUUUUCUAUAAUUACGGCUGGAGUGACUACGGAGUGGCUAACCUCACCAGAAUGCUGGACAUGGUGAAGGUGAUGGCUUUUGCUCUGCAGGAGGGAAAGGUAGCGGUCCACUGUCACGCUGGCCUCGGCAGAACAGGAGUAUUAAUAGCAUGUUUCUUGGCCUAUGCAACCAGGAUGACUGCUAAUCAGGCUAUUUCAUACGUGCGUGCCAAAAGACCUAACUCCAUCCAGACUAGAAGUCAGUUGCGUUGCGUCAGAGAGUUCGUCCAGUUCCUCGCCCCUUUGAGGACUGUGUUUUCCCAAGCUGAGCCUCGUUCCAACCCAGUUACCUUGUCCCAAUACCUAAACCGCCAGAGACACAUGCUGCAUGGCUACGAGAGAAAGGAGCUAAGGCAUCUUCCAAAGAUCGUCCAGCUUGUGUGCAGACUGUUGGUUGACAUCGCAGAGAAUCGACAGGUGAUUGAGGAAGACAUAUUGGAGGCCCCCGACAUUCAAGACAUAGAAAUGACUUUGAGUGCCAUUGAGAAGAUGGGUCCCGAGUUUUAUACACGGGAGCCACGGUUACCGGGAUCGCCAAUCUUACCGAGGCACUUCAACGAGCCGCCCAUCUUCUACCACCGCAAAAGUCUGAGCUACAGUGAGUCAGACCUGAGGAGGUUGAGCUCUCAGCUCAACCUCCUCACACAGCCACUGACUUCUCUCUCCAAAUCAGAGACAAAGCUCCCCUCGUGUCCAAGCCAAGGUCAGAGAGACCACCCAUCUGACGUCUCCCACAGCUCAACAAGCUCUCUCUGGCAAAUCAAGAACCAGGAAAACGAUGGGACUAUAGUGCUCAAGAAGCUAAAGAAGAAAGCAAUCCAGCGUAGCGAGUCGGUAGGAAACAAUCAACCCCCCAAAAAGGGUAGCAUGUUGUCCAGGUGGAAAGCUGAGAAGAGGGAGGAGCUAGCUCUGAAUGGGACAAAAUACCAAGAUAAAGAAGAACAAUCUGAAGUUCCCUUCAUCACGCUGCAGUCAGAGUUGUCUCUGGAUGGCAGGAGGUUGCUGGUAGCUCAAGCCCUGGCUGUGGACCUGUUUCUAGAGGGGCAGGAGGAGCACAAAAACAAAGUGUUUGCCUGGCAGGGAGAGCUGAACCAAGGCGGUGCGUGGGAGAGGCUGUGCAUGGAGCGCGACCCCUUUGUCCUGACUGGACUCAUGUGGGCGUGGCUAGAGCAGCUGAAAGAGCCGGUCAUCUCCGCCCAGGACGCCAAAACCCUGAAUCCCGAUUGUGAUCCAGAAACACUGCUUGACACACUUGACCAGGCCCCCAGAGAAACAAUAACCUGCAUACUAAAUUGCAUGGCUCAGAUGCUGACGAUAUCAAGGGAAGUUGAAGAUGCGUUCCUGAAUCGAGUCAUCAAGGCUUUCACUUGGAUGGACAUGGACUCUGAAGAUGGAAGACUCGUGUACCCGUCUAUGACUAAAGCUCUGAAUUGUGUGCUGGAACACAAGAGGCUUCUGGUCAUCCAGCAGGAGAAACCACAGGGAUCCACAUUUUCUUUAAUAUAAUCAAACUGUUUCAGUGAACGUGGUGCACUGCAGACAGGAAACAAACAAA